AUGGCGCCCGUCUUCCAGUCGGAGGAGCAAUGGCUCGCGGAAGUACGUGCAAUGCGGGAGGCAAUGGCAAAUCUGCCACCCUUGGAGAGCCUUCCACAUCUCAAUCAACAUAUGUAUGGCGACGACAUCGACUUGACAUAUUCAUCAAACGACGAGGAAGAUAUAUGGGACGUCGACGGUGACAGUGAUCCAGACGACACACCACCGAGUGAGGAUGCUCAUAUCAAUGGCUUUUCUACACCAGAACUUCCUGCACAAUCCGGUCAUUCUCGAUCCUGGCUGAAACAGAAAUGUCAGGACUUUUCUCGGACCAGAUCUGGCAUAGAUGCCGCCGACCUGGAGCAGCAACUAGUGGCACUUCUUGCAUCCGACAGCUCAGACGAGGAACUGCAGAUGCUCCUGGCCGACAUGAUCGGCUAUGAUGACCUUGACUUCGUGAUCGAACUCAUUUCCCAUCGGAAGGAAGCCCUCUCCGAUCCACCUGCGUCGCACAAGCAGACAGAUGACCUCUUUGCUGGCUUACAGACCAAGAAGGAACGGCAUGCCAUGCUUCGACAGCAGGACUUCGAGCACAAGCACGCCCCUCUUGCUGGCGCACAAGAUCGAGCUGGCCCUCACUAUCCUCACGUCUACAAGUCCGACAUUGCUGCUAUCGGGAACACAUUGGAUGUCUCUGGCCGGAGGUACGGCUUGCCACUGGGCAGUGAGCGCCAGGAACAUCCAAAGUACGAAGAGUACUCGAUUCCGGCUGUAAAAGUGGGCUCUGUUGCAUCAGGACAACGACUGGUACCAAUCAGCGAGAUGGAUGGUCUUUGUCAGAGGACUUUCAAGGGUUACAGCACUCUCAAUCGCAUGCAGAGUCUGCUAUAUCCCGUCGCUUACACCACCAGCGAGAACAUGCUCAUUUGUGCUCCAACAGGUGCAGGUAAAACCGACGCAGCAAUGCUGACAAUACUCAACACGAUCGCUCACAACAUCGUGCCAAACCCAAUCGAGAGUCCUGAUGCAACUGAAUUCGAGCUACUCGCCCAGGACUUCAAGAUCGUCUACGUUGCACCCAUGAAGGCGUUGGCGGCGGAAGUCACGGAGAAGCUAGGAAAGCGACUGGCAUGGCUUGGUGUCCAGGUCAGGGAAUAUACCGGCGACAUGCAGUUGACGAGGGAUGAGAUACGAGCGUCGCAGAUCUUGGUAGUAACGCCGGAAAAGUGGGACAUUGCUACACGGACUGGCUCAGGCGAUACUGAGCUGGUGCAGAAAGUUCGCCUGUUGAUCAUCGAUGAGGUCCACAUGCUCCAUGACGAGCGUGGUGCCGUUCUUGAGUCGUUGGUCGCUCGCACCGAACGCCAGGUGGAAAGCACGCAGUCCCUCAUUCGUCUCGUUGGCCUCUCUGCAACAUUGCCCAACUACAUCGAUGUGGCAGACUUCCUUAAGGUCAAUCGGAUGGCUGGCUUGUUCUACUUCGAUGCGUCCUUUCGACCAGUGCCCCUCGAGCAGCACUUCAUUGGUGUGAAGGGCAAACCCGGCAGCAAAGCCUCGCGAGACAACCUUGACGCCGUCACCUUUGAGAAGGUGAAGUCCUUGCUCAAGCAGGACAAGCAGGUCAUGGUCUUUGUGCAUUCGCGCAAGGAUACCGUCAACGCCGCCAAAUCUUUGUACACCAUGGCGAUCGACGACGGCUGCACAGACCUCUUCGUGCCGGAUCCUGGUGACCCAGUAUAUGUGCAAGCCCUUGCCGACCUGAAGCAAACUCGGGCACGAGAGCUUCGCGAUAUCGUUCCCCAGGGUUUCGGCUGUCACAAUGCUGGUAUGCCGCGAAGUGACCGCAACUUUGUGGAGCGCAUUUUCGCUCAAGGUGCCAUCAGGGUUCUGUGCUGUACAGCUACACUUGCUUGGGGUGUCAACUUGCCCGCUGCGGCUGUCAUCAUCAAAGGCACGCAGCUCUACUCGGCAGAAGUCGCAAGAUUCGUGGAUCUUGGCAUCUUAGAUGUGUUGCAGAUCUUUGGUCGUGCAGGUCGACCACAAUUUCAGGAUACUGGUAUCGGCUUUAUCUGCACAACUCAAGACAAGCUCCAGCACUAUCUGUCGGCUGUAACUCAACAGCAGCCAAUUGAGUCAAAGUUUUCCAAGCGCCUGGUUGACAACCUGAAUGCUGAAAUCGCGCUGGGCACCGUCACGAACGUCGCCGAAGGAAUCGCGUGGCUGGGAUACUCUUACCUUUUCGUUCGCAUGCGACGGAAUCCUCAAGCUUAUGGCAUAGAAUGGGACGAGUUCCAGGACGAUCCUCAGCUUGGCCAGCGACGACGUAAGCUCAUCAUCGACGCAGCUCGCACUUUGCAUCGUAGCCAGAUGAUCAUCUUCAAUGAGACGACAGACGAACUCAAGCCAAAGGAUGUUGGCCGAAUCGCCAGCCAUAAGUAUAUUAUGCAAGACAGCGUCGAGAUCUUCAACACCAUGAUGCGGCCGCAGGCCAGCGAGGCUGACAUCCUGAAGAUGCUCAGCAUGAGUGGAGAGUUUGACCAAAUACAAUCUCGUGAUACUGAAGCGCAGGAGCUGCAACGACUCCGUAGCGAAGCCACCGUGUGCGAGGUCGAGGACAAGAAGAGUGCGCAGUCAAGUAAUCCUGCCGCAACCGCUGAUACCAAUGCCAACGUCAAAGUCAAAGUCAAGGGCAAAGACAAUGCCGCGGAUCAGGAGACAAAGACAAUUCAGAAUCACGCAAAGACGAACAUCCUGCUCCAGGCAUACAUCUCCCGCGCUCGCAUCGAAGACUUCACACUGGUGUCCGACUCCAACUACAUUGCUCAAAACGCUGGCAGAAUCUGUCGGGCCUUAUUUGAGAUCGCAUUGAAGCGAGGUUGGGGUCACCAAUGCUUAGUCCUUUUGUCGAUGUGCAAAGCCAUCGAGAAGCGGAUCUGGCCGUUCCAACAUCCCUUGUACCAGUUCGACCUGCCUCAGCCUGUCAUGAAGAACCUCGAUGAGAAAAUCCCUACGUCCAACAUUGACAGCUUGAGAGAGAUGGAACCCGCUGAGAUUGGUGCGCUGGUGCACAAUCAAAAGAUGGGUGGCACUAUCACCAAGAUACUGAGGAACUUCCCCACGGUCUCUGUCGAAGCUGAGAUCGCGCCCUUGAACCGCGACGUUCUUCGCCUAAAGCUUUUCCUCUAUCCGGAGUUCUCCUGGAACGACAGACACCAUGGUAAGAUGGAGUCUUAUUGGGUCUGGGUCGAGAACUCCGAAUCGUCAGAGAUAUAUCACCACGAACGAUUCAUGCUCGAGCGCAAGAAACUACACCACGAUCAUGAGCUCGAGUUUACGAUUCCACUCGCAGAUCCAUUGCCGUCACAGAUCUACGUGAGGGUGGUCUCGGAUCGCUGGCUGGGUGCUGAGACCGUCCAUCCGGUCUCCUUCCAGCACCUGAUACGACCAGACACGGAAAGCGUGUUCACAGAUCUGUUGAACCUGCAGCCACUUCCAGUCACGGCUCUCAAGAACCCGCCGUUGGAAGAGGUCUACAGUCAGAAAUUUUCGUACUUUAACGCGAUGCAGACCCAGAUCUUUCACACUCUGUACCACACGUCGAACAACGUCUUUCUUGGUUCUCCGACUGGCUCCGGAAAGACUCUGGCUGCUGAGUUGGCCAUGUGGCAAGCAUUCCGAGACCAUCCUGGCAGCAAAGUCGUGUACAUUGCGCCGAUGAAAGCACUGGUCCGCGAGCGGCUUAAUGACUGGGGUAAGCGUCUUGCACGUCCUCUGGGCCUCCGUUUGGUGGAACUCACCGGCGACAAUACUCCCGAUACACGAGCCAUCAACGAUGCGGAUAUCAUUGUCACCACUCCAGAGAAAUGGGAUGGCAUUUCUCGAUCUUGGCAAAACCGGUCCUACGUUCGAAAGGUCUCUUUGGUCAUCAUCGACGAGAUCCAUCUACUUGGCGGCGAUCGAGGUCCAAUUCUAGAGAUCAUUGUCUCCCGCAUGAACUACAUCGCUACGCAGGCUGAGGCUGGCACAAUCAGGCUACUCGGCAUGUCUACGGCAGCUGCUAAUGCGGUGGAUCUUGCCAACUGGCUAGGAGUCAAGCCUGGCAAUAACCAAGCUUGUUCAACUUCCGCCAUAGCACCAACGUACAUGGCCAUCAAGACACACAGCCCAACAAAACCUGUCAUCGUGUUUGUCGCAUCCCGAAAGCAGACACGCUUGACGGCCAAGGAACUUGUGAAUCUCUGUGGCAUGGAAGACAACCCGCGUCGAUUCUCGCACUUCGACAGUGAGGAGGAUCUCGAGCUGACGCUAUCUACCGUCAAAGAUGAUUCCUUCCGCGAAGCGCUCAGCUUCGGAAUUGGUCUUCACCAUGCCGGUCUCGUCGAGUCGGAUCGAUCGCUCGCUGAACAGCUGUUCGCGACAAACAAGAUUCAGAUUCUGGUGGCAACUGCAACGCUAGCCUGGGGUGUCAAUCUGCCCGCACACCUGGUGGUUGUGAAAGGCACGCAAUUCUUCGAUGCCAAGACAGAAGGCUACAAAGAUAUGGACCUGACAGACGUCUUGCAGAUGCUUGGUCGCGCAGGUCGUCCACAGUUCGACACUUCAGGUGUGGCGAGAAUCUUCACUCAGGAUGCCAAGAAGUCAUUCUACAAGCACUUCCUGCAUACUGGAUUCCCUGUCGAAUCAACCUUACACAAGACGCUGGACAACCAUUUGGGUGCCGAGAUCUCUGCUGGGACCAUCACUACCAAGCAGGACGCGCUGGACUACCUGACCUGGACAUUCUUCUUCCGCCGUCUCCACAAGAACCCGAGCUACUAUGGCCUCGAGCUUUCGGCAGAAGAGCACAAAGAAAAUCCGUUGGCUGCGCGACAACUAGCGGCCGACUAUGUUGUGUCGCUCGUCGAUAAGUCGGUCGCAGACUUGACCGAUUCCUCCUGCAUUGAGUCCGAGCCCAACGGCAAUGUCGACCCUACACCAUUUGGCAAGAUCAUGAGUUACUACUAUCUCUCGCAUUCAUCAAUUCGGAACUUCAUCGCAAAAGCCCGAGCUACACCAGUCGGCAAAGCUGACAUUGGCGCCGUACUCUCCUGGGCAGCUCAAGCUACGGAAUACGAUGAGAUCCCGGUGCGACACAAUGAGGACAUCACAAAUGCCUCCAUCGCGCCGAAUAUGCCCUACAAUGCUCUUGAGCUCAUGAAAGACAUGCCGAUGUGGGACCCACAUCUGAAAGCAUUCCUGCUCAUCCAGUGCCACAUUCUGCGUAUUGACUCGCACAACUCAGAGUACAUCACAGAUCAGAAUACCGUGCUCGAUCAAGUUGUGCGUAUCAUUCAGGCUGGCAUUGACACCAUGGUCGAGAUUGAUAAUGGUCGACUAGACGCAGUACGCUCCUACAUUGCGCUGCUACAAAGCAUCAAGAGCGCUCGCUGGCCUAGCGACUAUCCUCUAAGCAUUUUGCCUGGCGUCAACGACAAGUGGGACGAGACCCUCAACGGAAAGGUCCCAAGAGAUCUGAAUGCACUCGUGCACACCAUGCAUAACACUGGUCGCAAUAACAACUCACUCGACAAGAUCAUGGACGCCUUGUCAGUCAACACAUCCCACCGACGAGGCGAGUUCGUUCGUGCCGCAAGAUAUCUGCCAGACCUCGACCCCAAAGCCGAAGCACAUUCGAAGGAAGCCGAUGGGAGUCCGGAGAUCACCCUCACAGUCACACGCAAGAACCCACUCGUCAACGCGAACGAGGCCAAGAUCUACGCGCCACGUUUCCCCAAGUCGCAGACGGAGGCUACUUCGCCAUUCUGGAAUGUCGGCAAAGGAACGCCCAAUGGCCCGACAUCGAAUCCGAGAAGGGCUGGUCAAGGCCAACAGCUGACCACGAACGUCAAGCUACGACUCGAGCCCGCGACAUUCGACCGCGAAGUCGAUGUCGUCGUGAUCAGCGACUGCUACCCCGGCAUGGAGUGGCGUGUUGAGCGGGUUGCUGUGCCGAGGACAGAGCCUCCCAAGAAGGAAAACGUCGACACAGUGGAGGUGUCGAUUGAUGAGGGUCUAGUUAGGAAAGCAAAGCAGAAGAAAGAAGCUGAGGAAGCUGCGAAGAAGAAAGAGUAG
Molecule: messenger RNA, 6090 nt
Organism: Cyphellophora attinorum
Lineage: Eukaryota; Fungi; Ascomycota; Eurotiomycetes; Chaetothyriales; Cyphellophoraceae
Product: putative helicase mug81
Exons: 3
Coding region: 1-6090 (2029 amino acids)
Molecular function (GO): ATP hydrolysis activity; nucleic acid binding; ATP binding
Source: RefSeq, a predicted model, not a curated record